UGCGGGCCCCUCAUGCACCAAGCCGCAGACCUCUGAAAGACAUGGGGAGAAGAAUGAAACGACUCCUGCCUCCGCCUCCGGACGACUCGGGGACAGCUCAGGGAAGGGACACAAAGCGCCUGGCCCGGCCACCUGUUCCCCCGCCCGGCGCCGGGCCGCCCUCCCGCUCCUCCCACUGCCUGCGGCGGCCACUCACCGGGCCCCGCAGCUCUAGCUCCGAGCGCCCUGAGCCCCGCGGCGGGUCCGGAUCCCGGGGAGCUCCGAGUGGCCUCCGCUCCGUGCGUCGGGCGCAGCUCGGCCCCGCGGGGACACAGCCACCACCUCCUCAGCGCCCUCCUCCUCCGCUGCGCUCGCGGCUCCUCCCGGUCCGCGCUCCCGCCCGGCCGCGCGCACCCCGCACACACCCACUCGCCCGCACCGAGCGCGCGCCCCACCUGUGACUCGGCGCCCGGCUGCCCUCUGCCGCCGGCUUCGAAGAAGCCGGAGGCUUUCCUCCCCCAGAGUGUGAACUCAAGGAUCCGUGUGGGCCAGACGACGUGCUUCGCGUCAGGAAAACCACAAAAAAAUACAGCAGGUUUCAAACAGAAAUCAAUAAAGUCCUGCCCCGGGAGACGCCCACACCCUGAU
Molecule: messenger RNA, 627 nt
Organism: Rattus rattus (black rat)
Lineage: Eukaryota; Metazoa; Chordata; Mammalia; Rodentia; Muridae
Product: proline-rich protein HaeIII subfamily 1-like
Exons: 2
Coding region: 42-440 (132 amino acids)
Source: RefSeq, a predicted model, not a curated record